CACACACACAAAUACAUUCAAAAAAACGAUAAUAAAUACAUACAUUUAUUAGACUACAAAUAUGUUAGUAUUGUGGCUCCUAUCGGUGGUUUUAAUCUGUUUGGCGGAUCGAGUCGUAGACCCAGAAAUGAGAUAUUUGAGAUUACCCGAGAAUAAGAGUUGUAUAUACAAUUGUGAUGGCGUUAUCAAGUGUAGAGGAUACACCCCGAAAUGUGAUUCAAUAAUCAAACACUACAAUUUAGCCACCGAUGACAAUGAUGCGAAUAAAGAAUUUCGAGAGUUGCUGCUCUUCGGCCACAAUGGGCUGCGCAAUCGUUUGGCCGCGAAGCUCAAUCUCUGCGACAUGCUGGAAAUCAAGUGGAAUAAUAAACUGGCUCUCUAUGCCAGCCGCCAUCAUUCGUUCUGCCAUAAAAGUAUAUUGUGUGACUCCGAGCUCGACUCGAAUAUAAAUCUACAGCAUUCGCGUUCACGUGACAAGAGGCAUAAUUCGCACGUGGUUAAUAUGUCACGAAAUAGUUUCUUUUAUUCCAACACUUAUUCGACGGCCUUUAUACCGUUCGCCCUGAGCAACUGGUAUGCGGAGCACAUUAAGCUGAAGUUCCCCAAGCGCACUGAGGUAAACAAUCGAACGUACUAUGCACUGGUUGGCCAGUCGAAUAGCUUCUACAAUAUGGUCAAUCCGAUUAUCCAAACAAUGGGCUGCUCCAUCGCCAAGUUCCGAGAUGGUCGCAGUCUAAUUUGCUACUACUAUCCUUUCAUUAGUAUAAAUUCAGAGAUUUAUUUGCGCAUAAUGGACAAGUCAUAUCAGUGCCCGUAUACCUAUCCUGUAUUUGAUCCGAUAUUCAAGAGGAUCUGUAUCAAGAGAUAAGAGAUUCACGCAACCAAGUGGAUCCACUUAGCCAAUCGAGCAAGACUUUGGCUUCUUAAAGAGUUUGACAAAUUUGUGUACGCCAGCCGGCGGGGAAACCAGUUAAAAGAAACUACAUGCCCUGAUUACAAACAAGCUGUCGGGCACGGGGGCUCGGGUUCAGCCCAACAACAACAGUUGAUGCACACCUCGGUAGGCUGGUCAGAGUUACAUGACCCUUAUCAUAUCUUGCCCUGAAUAACCACAUCCCAAAGCGCACACUUUCGCCCCAAAGCAAAUACUACAAGCUGCCUGGCACGCCAAGAGUUCGACUAAGGAAUACCCUGUAUAUGCUCACACUUAUGUCAUAGAGCUCAA
Molecule: messenger RNA, 1225 nt
Organism: Drosophila arizonae
Lineage: Eukaryota; Metazoa; Arthropoda; Insecta; Diptera; Drosophilidae
Source: RefSeq, a predicted model, not a curated record